AUGUUAGAAAUAUGCUCGGGUUACAUCACAUCGGGAGGUCCUUAUUUUUGGGUAGCCAUGUUAAGUGAGAAGCGUUAUGCCCCAUUUGGAUCAUGGAUGACGGGUUGGUUUAAUCUGAUCGGACAAUUUGCUGUAACGGCAGGCAUUAAUUAUGGUAUUGCAUUGAUGCUGGCAGCUGUGAUUUCAAUAGGCACCAAUGGCGCGUGGGUGCCUACAGUGGGUGCUACUGUCGGGCUCCAUAUUGCUAUGUGUGUCAGUCAAGGCAUUGCAAACUCAUUAGGGCCUAAGGUGAUGUCUGGGGUGAAUUCGUUCAGUACGUGGUGGCAAGUGGUCGCUCCUAUUGUUAUCAUGAUCACCAUUGUUGCCAAAGCACCCACUCAUCAAUCAGCAAGUUUUGUGUUUACUCAUUUCAAUAAUGGCACAGGAUGGUCUAAUAAAGCCUAUGUGGCCGUCAUUGGUCUUUUACAAGCUCAGUUUACCUUGACAGGAUAUGAUUCAAGUUGCCACAUGUCUGAAGAAACCAAAAACGCUGAAGUCAGUGCUCCUGUAGGCAUGAUGAUGGCUGUAUUCGUUAGUGCUAUCAUGGGCUUUUUAUUUAUCCUUGCCUUCUUGUUCUGUAUUCAAGAUUUUGAGACCACAGUGGCAACCGAGACUGGAUUUCCCAUCAUGCAAAUCAUGGUCGAUAGUGUAGGACAAGCGGGUGCUAUUUGUUUGAUGGUGAUGCUCAUCAUCGCUUGUUGGCAAUGUGGGUUUGCUAGUGUGGCAUCCAAUUCAAGAAUGAUUUACGCUUUUUCUCGUGAUAGAGCUAUUCCCGGAAGUAAAUAUUGGCAUAAGAUCGAUACUAAAAGACACUCUCCUGUGAACGCUGUCUGGUUAUCUGUCACAGUCGCUUCUCUUUUAAGUUUACCUUCUCUAGGUAAUUCUACUGCUUUCUCUGCUAUCACUUCUGUUGCCACGAUUGGCCUCUAUAUAUCGUAUGCAGUGCCUAUUGUUGCUAAGCUUUUGAACAGGAAGCAUUUUGUUAGAGGGCCUCUUCAUUUAGGUCGUUUCUCUGAAAUUGUUGGAGUGAUUGCUGUUCUAUGGAUUGGUGUAAUCACUGUCUUGUUUGUUCUCCCACCCGUCUAUCCUGUGGAACCUGUCACAAUGAACUAUGCUUGUUUAGCUGUAGGACUUGUGUUUAUAGGUGCAUGCGGUGGUUAUGUAUUAGAUGCUCGUAAAUGGUUUACAGGACCCGUGGUUAAUUAUUCAGAAGACGAAGGCACACCCCAAACAGAAAAAGACUUUGUUGUGAAAGAUAUCGAACAAGGCAGUGACUCUACUCCUAUCAGUAGAACCAAGGAUAACAGCAUCUUUGUUGAGAAAGUAUCUCAUGUACAUUUAGAAAAGUAA
This is a messenger RNA of Gilbertella persicaria, 1389 nucleotides long. Its product is annotated as amino acid/polyamine transporter I. Gene Ontology annotation, biological process: transmembrane transport. The transcript is spliced from 6 exons. Gene Ontology annotation, molecular function: transmembrane transporter activity. Gene Ontology annotation, cellular component: membrane. NCBI's taxonomy places the organism in Eukaryota, Fungi, Mucoromycota, Mucoromycetes, Mucorales, Choanephoraceae. Bases 1 to 1389 code for a protein of 462 amino acids. The record is from RefSeq and is a predicted model, not a curated record.